AGUUUUUAAAGUGGGCUGGCGGCCGCGGGAGCUUUACACUCGCGAGCGGACCGUCACACGGGUCCGGUGCCCGCCGCGCUUCCGCCCCGGCGCUCCUGAGGCGGCCGUACAAUCCUCGGCAGUGUCCUGAGACUGUAUGGUCAGCUCAGCCCGGCCUCCGACUCCUUCCGACUCCCAGCAUUCGAGCCACUUUUUUUUUUCCUUGAAAACUCAGAAAAGUGACUCCUUUCCCAGGGAAAAAGGAACUUGGGUUCCCUUUUCUCCGUUCUCUUUUCGGGUCUGACAGCCUCCACCCACUCCUUCCCCGGACCCCGCCUCCGCGCGCAGGUUCCUCCCCGUCACCUUUCUCCACCCCCGCCCCCGCACCUAGCCCGCAGCGCGCCACCUUCCACCUGACUGCGCGGGGCGCUCGGGACCUGCGCGCACCUCGGACCUUAACCACCCACCCGGGCCGCGGGGAGCGGACGAGGGCCACAGCCCCCCACCCGCCAGGGAGCCCAGGUGCUCGGCGUCUGAACGUCUCAAAGGGCCACAGCGACAAUGACAGCUGACAAAGAGAAGAAAAGGAGUAGCUCGGAGAGAAGGAAGGAGAAGUCCCGGGAUGCUGCGCGGUGCCGGCGGAGCAAGGAGACGGAGGUGUUCUAUGAGCUGGCCCAUGAGCUGCCUCUGCCCCACAGCGUGAGCUCCCAUCUGGACAAGGCCUCCAUCAUGCGACUGGCGAUCAGCUUCCUGCGUACACACAAGCUCCUCUCCUCAGUUUGCUGUGAAAAUGAGUCUGAGGCUGAAGCUGACCAGCAGAUGGACAACUUGUACCUGAAAGCCUUGGAGGGUUUCAUUGCUGUGGUGACCCAAGAUGGCGACAUGAUCUUUCUGUCAGAAAACAUCAGCAAGUUCAUGGGACUUACACAGGUGGAGCUAACAGGACAUAGUAUCUUUGACUUCACUCAUCCCUGUGACCAUGAGGAGAUUCGUGAGAACCUGAGUCUCAAAAAUGGCUCUGGUUUUGGGAAAAAAAGCAAAGACAUGUCCACAGAGCGGGACUUCUUCAUGAGGAUGAAGUGCACGGUCACCAACAGAGGCCGUACUGUCAACCUCAAGUCAGCCACCUGGAAGGUCUUGCACUGCACGGGCCAGGUGAAAGUCUACAACAACUGCCCUCCUCACAGUAGUCUGUGUGGCUACAAGGAGCCCCUGCUGUCCUGCCUCAUCAUCAUGUGUGAACCAAUCCAGCACCCAUCCCACAUGGACAUCCCCCUGGAUAGCAAGACCUUCCUGAGCCGCCACAGCAUGGACAUGAAGUUCACCUACUGUGAUGACAGAAUCACAGAACUGAUUGGUUACCACCCUGAGGAGCUGCUUGGCCGCUCAGCCUAUGAAUUCUACCAUGCGCUAGACUCCGAGAACAUGACCAAGAGUCACCAGAACUUGUGCACCAAGGGUCAGGUAGUAAGUGGCCAGUACCGGAUGCUCGCAAAGCAUGGGGGCUAUGUGUGGCUGGAGACCCAGGGGACGGUCAUCUACAACCCUCGCAACCUGCAGCCCCAGUGCAUCAUGUGUGUCAACUACGUCCUGAGUGAGAUUGAGAAGAAUGAUGUGGUGUUCUCCAUGGACCAGACUGAAUCCCUGUUCAAGCCCCACCUGAUGGCCAUGAACAGCAUCUUUGAUAGCAGUGGCAAGGGGGCUGUGUCUGAGAAGAGUAACUUCCUAUUCACCAAGCUAAAGGAGGAGCCCGAGGAGCUGGCCCAGCUGGCUCCCACCCCAGGAGACGCCAUCAUCUCUCUGGAUUUCGGGAAUCAGAACUUCGAGGAGUCCUCAGCCUAUGGCAAGGCCAUCCUGCCCCCGAGCCAGCCAUGGGCCACAGAGUUGAGGAGCCCCAGCACCCAGAGCGAGGCUGGGAGCCUGCCUGCCUUCACCGUGCCCCAGGCAGCUGCCCCGGGCAGCACCACCCCCAGUGCCACCAGCAGCAGCAGCUGCUCCACGCCCAAUAGCCCUGAAGACUAUUACACAUCUUUGGAUAACGACCUGAAGAUUGAAGUGAUUGAGAAGCUCUUCGCCAUGGACACAGAGGCCAAGGACCAAUGCAGUACCCAGACGGAUUUCAAUGAGCUGGACUUGGAGACACUGGCACCCUAUAUCCCCAUGGACGGGGAAGACUUCCAGCUAAGCCCCAUCUGCCCCGAGGAGCGGCUCUUGGUGGAGAACCCACAGUCCACCCCCCAGCACUGCUUCAGUGCCAUGACAAACAUCUUCCAGCCACUGGCCCCUGUAGCCCCGCACAGUCCCUUCCUCCUGGACAAGUUUCAGCAGCAGCUGGAGAGCAAGAAGACAGAGCCCGAGCACCGGCCCAUGUCCUCCAUCUUCUUUGAUGCCGGAAGCAAAGCAUCCCUGCCACCGUGCUGUGGCCAGGCCAGCACCCCUCUCUCUUCCAUGGGGGGCAGAUCCAAUACCCAGUGGCCCCCAGAUCCACCAUUACAUUUUGGGCCCACAAAGUGGGCCGUCGGGGAUCAGCGCACAGAGUUCUUGGGAGCAGCGCCGUUGGGGCCCCCUGUCUCCCCACCCCAUGUCUCCACCUUCAAGACAAGGUCUGCAAAGGGUUUUGGGGCUCGAGGCCCAGAUGUGCUGAGUCCGGCCAUGGUAGCCCUCUCCAACAAGCUGAAGCUGAAGCGACAGCUGGAGUAUGAAGAGCAAGCCUUCCAGGACCUCAGCGGGGGGGACCCACCUGGUGGCAGCACCUCACAUUUGAUGUGGAAACGGAUGAAGAACCUCAGGGGUGGGAGCUGCCCUUUGAUGCCGGACAAGCCACUGAGUGCAAAUGUCCCCAAUGAUAAGUUCACCCAAAACCCCAUGAGGGGCCUGGGCCAUCCCCUGAGACAUCUGCCGCUGCCACAGCCUCCAUCUGCCAUCAGUCCCGGGGAGAAUAGCAAGAGCAGGUUCCCCCCACAGUGCUACGCCACCCAGUACCAGGACUACAGCCUGUCGUCAGCCCACAAGGUGUCAGGUGGGUGUGCCCAGGAUCUGUCACCCCCAUCCCAGGAUUUGAUGCCGGGGGAAGCCCACGUCUACUUUUUUUCCCAGCGUCUGCACAGUGUCAGGCACAGGGAGGUGCUUGACUUGAAGUCACCUAUACAGGGCUCAGGUCUCCUUGGAUUUAGGGAACCUCCUCACACGUUCCUUGUGACAUCAGUGACCAGGCCCCCCAGGGGGUGGGUCUGAGACACAGCUAAAAAACUCAAAACAAACUCAGGCUAGAAUACUGAAGGAAAGAAUCCAGACCACUACCGGCUGCCCAAAGAGGACUGAACACUGGGUUGGCCACCCCCAGAACACUGUACCACUGUUGACGACAGGAGCACUUUCAGAAGAAAGAGCGGGCGGCCACAGUGGUGAGGGCCUGUUGAAGAAGAGAAAGUUCAGAGAGAGAGAGAGUUGGGAAGGGGUCUGGGCAGAGGCAGGGGAUCUCCCGUCUAUGCAAGGAUGAGCUUGCUGCGUGGAGAAGGGAGUGCUCCUUCCCUGGGGCUGUAGAGGGAACCCUACCAUGAUCAGGUGCCAUCCAGGGCUCUUUCCACCCUGAGAAUCCCGGAGCCUUGCCCCUUCCUCAGUUCUUCAUGUGGAUGUGUUUUGGGGUGUCACUCUGAAUUCAGGCAGGUGCUGAGAACAUGCCAAAACUUGCUGCAGGGAGAACAUCCUGGAAAGCUCUGGUAGGCCCACCCCACUGGACUUGGUUCAACUGUAGGCACCGAUGCCUGCCUUCAACCCUGGGCCACCUUCAUCUUGACAGUAUCUUGUGAAACAUAUAUGUCUUCAUGAGGUUUGUUUGGCCUAAAAAUAAUUCGUGGUUUAUGGGAAAACAUACAUAUAUGUCUUCAUGAGGUUUGUUUGGCCUGAAAAUAAUUCGUGGUUUAUGGAAAAACAUACCAGGCCCCUGUCCUAAAAGGCAAUUUCCUCAGCAAUAGAGUUUGGGGAAAGUUAUAGUUCUGUGCUUCAGAGUCCAGGCUGUAGAACCACGAGACAGCCCUGGCUUAAAUUCUGGCUCUGCUGUUGAGUUCAGUGACUGGUAUAUAUUUAUGUGCAGUAAGAGGUAGCCAGCACUAUUCUUCCUGUUAUGAAGCCCACAAAUUACCUUGAAUAGUGAAAUCAAGGGAAAAUCAUAUUCUUUUCAAAAGAGUUGAAUCAUAUCAUACUCUUUUCUGACCAUGAAUAAGAGGAGAAGUUAGCAAGGGAUGGUGAGCAGGUAUCCAUUGAUACUGUCCACAGGAGCAGUCAAGCUGGGGAGGCAGGCAUGGACCCCAGCAAGGAUCUGAGCUAGGAGGUGCAGGAGGGAAUGGCCACUGGAACGAGGCUCUGCAGAUGAGGGAAGGUGGGUGGGCAUCUCACAUCGGAGGGUCAGAAUGCAGGGCUUCCAGGCUCUCUGCUGCCACCUAAGCCUUUCCUCCUUGGGAUGGGGCCUGUGUGUGUGCUGGGAGUGUCUCCUCUGCCACUCCCUGGUCUGCCUCCUCAGCAGGAGAAUAACACAGAGGCAAGAAGAAAGGACUGCUGAGGGUGGUGACCGGAAACUGGAUUUUCAGACUCUUGAAUCUUGAGGCAGUCUGUGUUUGUGUCUGUAUGUAUGUGUGUGUUCUGCAUGUUCUGUGUAUGUGAGCAUAGGUGCCAGGUGGCUCAGAACUCCCUCUCAGCCUUUCCUCCCUGCUGCCAGGAGGCAUGGGGUCAGCAACCCCAGGCUCUUCCUGAAGCUUCCACCUACCUGUGCUGCAGCCUGCACCUCACGCUUUCCUCUUUCUUGGGUCUCAGCACCCCACCUGAGGCAAUGGUUCUGGAGGCGGACACGUUCCCCGAGCACGCAGCAGGCCAUGGGACAGACACCACUGAAGGAGCAGAGUGAAAUUAGGGCUGCCCUGUUGGUAUCCCCCAGUCACAAAGAAGUAGACACUUUUCCAAAUGUUCGAUUUAGGCCUUUAAGUUAUGGUACACCAACCCUUCUUUCAGGCAUGGCAAGCCGGCUGCUCGGGCCCUCAUUUGAGUCCUACCUGCUGCCCGAACUGACCAGAUAUGACUGUGAGGUGAACGUGCCCGUGCUGGGAAGCUCCACGCUCCUGCAAGGAGGGGACCUCCUAAGAGCCCUGGACCAGGCCACCUGAGCCAGGCCUUCCACCUGGGCAGCACCUCUGCCGACGCCGUCCCACCAGCUUCACUCUCUCCGUCUGUUUUUGCAACUAGGUAUUUCUAAUGCCAGCACACUAUUUACAAGAUGGACUUACCUGGCAGACUUGCCCAGGUCACCAAGCAGUGGCCUUUUUCUGAGAUGCUCACUUUAUUAUCCCUAUUUUUAAAGUACACAAUUGUUUUACCUGUUCUGAAAUGUUGUUAAAUUUUGUAGGAUUUUCUUCCUCCCCACCUUCAAUUACUUCUAAUUUAUAUUAUCCAUAGGUUUCUCUCCCUCCCUCUCCUUCUCACACACAACUGUCCAUACUAACAAAUUUGGUGCAUGUCUGUUCUUCUGUAGGGAGAGCUUUAGCUUCAUUUUACUAAAAAGAUUCCUCGUUAUUGUUGUUGCCAAAGAGAAACAAAAAUGAUUUUGCUUUCCAAGCUUGGUUUGUGGUGUCUCCCUCGCAGAGCCCUUCUCCUUUCUUUUUUAAAACUAAUCAUCAUAUUGUAAAUUUCAGGUUUUUUUGGUUUAAGCUGACUCUUUGCUCUAAUUUUGGAAAAAAAAGAAAUGUGAAGGGUCAACUCCAACGUAUGUGGUUAUCUGUGAAAGUUGCACAGCGUGGCUUUUCCUGAACUGGUGUUUUUCCCCCGCAUUUGGUGGAUUUUUUAUUAUUAUUCAAAAACAUAACUGAGUUUUUUUAAAAGAGAAAAUUUAUAUCUGGGUUAAGUGUUUGUUUAUCAUAUAUAUGGGUACUUUGUAAUAUCUAAAAACUUAGAAACGGAAAUGGAAUCCUGCUCACAAAAUCACUUUAAGAUCUUUUCGAAGCUGUUAAUUUUUCUUGGUGUUGUGGACACUGCAGACUUGUCCAGUGCUCCCACGGCCUGUACGGACACUAUGGAAGGCCUCCCCGUCGGCUUUUUGCCAUCUGUGAUAUGCCAUAGGUGUGACAAUCCGAGCAGUGGAGUCAUUCAGCGGGAGCACUGCGCGCUAUCCCCUCACGUUCUCUAUGUACUAUGUAUGUAUGUAUUAUUAUUAUUGCUGCCAAGAGGGUCUGAUGGCACGUUGUGGGGUCAGAGGGUGGGGCGGGGAAGUGCUCUAACUUUUCUUAAGGUUUUGUUGCUAGCCCUUCAAGUGCACUGAGCUAUGUGACUCGGAUGGUCUUUCACACGGCACAUUUGGACAUUUCCAGAACUACCAUGAGAUGGUUUAGAUGGGAAUUCAUGCAAAUGAGGGGUCGGAAAUGGUAUAGUGACCCCGUCCACGUCCUCCACGCUCACGACCUUGGAGCCCCGUGGAGCUGGACUGAGGAGGAGGCUGCACAGCGGGAGAGCAGCUGGUCCAGACCAGCCCUGCAGCCCCCCUCAGCCGGCAGCCAGAUGGCCCCGCCAGGCCUCCAGGGAUGGCCCCUAGCCACAGGCCCUGGCUGAGGUCUGUGGGUCGGGCAGUGACAUGUAGGUAGGAAGCACUGAAAACAGUGUUCCCAGAGCACUUUGCAACUCACUGGGUAAGAGGGAUGACACCUCUGGUUUUUCAAUACCAAUUACAUGGAACUUUUCUGUAAUGGGUACAAUGAAGAAGUUUCUAAAAACACACACAAAGCACAUUGGGCCAACUAUUUAGUAAGCCCGGAUAGACUUAUUGCCAAAAACAAAAAGUAGCUUUCAAAAGAAAUUUAAGUUAUCGGAGAAAUUCCUUAGUCAUGGUGUUGCGUAAAUCAUAUUUUAGCUGCACAGAAUUACCCCACACAGGGUGGCAGAACUUGAAGGGUCACUGACAUGUAAAUGCUGGGAUUUGAUUUCCUGUGUGUGUUGCCCUGGCAUUAAGGGCAUUUUACCCUUGCAGUUUUACUAAAACACUGAAAAAUAUUCCAAGCUUCAUAUUAACCCUACCUGUCAACGUAACGAUUUCAUGAACGUUAUUAUAUUGUCGAAUUCCUACUGACAACAUUAUAACUGUAUGGGAGCUUAACUUUAUAAGGAAAUGUAUUUUGACACUGGUAUCUUAUUAAAGUAUUCUGAUCCUA
Molecule: messenger RNA, 7166 nt
Organism: Pongo pygmaeus (Bornean orangutan)
Lineage: Eukaryota; Metazoa; Chordata; Mammalia; Primates; Hominidae
Gene: EPAS1
Product: endothelial PAS domain protein 1
Exons: 15
Coding region: 541-3213 (890 amino acids)
Biological process (GO): cellular response to hypoxia; regulation of transcription by RNA polymerase II
Cellular component (GO): cytoplasm; transcription regulator complex; nucleus
Molecular function (GO): RNA polymerase II transcription regulatory region sequence-specific DNA binding; DNA-binding transcription factor activity, RNA polymerase II-specific; protein dimerization activity
Source: RefSeq, a predicted model, not a curated record